Spodoptera frugiperda (fall armyworm) is the source of this 2107-nucleotide messenger RNA. RefSeq names its product probable Golgi SNAP receptor complex member 2 (gene Membrin). Gene Ontology annotation, cellular component: endoplasmic reticulum membrane; Golgi apparatus; late endosome membrane. Lineage: Eukaryota; Metazoa; Arthropoda; Insecta; Lepidoptera; Noctuidae. Gene Ontology annotation, biological process: vesicle fusion; vesicle-mediated transport. The transcript is spliced from 4 exons. The coding region runs from base 119 to 748 and encodes 209 amino acids. Gene Ontology annotation, molecular function: SNAP receptor activity; SNARE binding. The record is from RefSeq and is a predicted model, not a curated record.
CGAUAACAAAACGUUCACAUCCCUAGUGAAUUGUAAUCUAGGUUUUGUGAAACAUAUUCAUAUUAAAUUAUUUAAUAAUUGCAUUGUGCUGAUAUACUGAUCGUACCAAUAUUGAAAAAUGGAGACUCUGUAUCAUCAGACUAAUCACCUAAUACAGGAAACAUCAGAACUUUUCCAGAAGUUGGAAAGAGAUCCAACAAACUAUGAGAGCAUAGAAAACGCAAUUCAGUCAAAAAUUAAUGCAAUUAGUGCGAACUGCGAGAGGUUGGAUAUAUACGUCUUCAAAACACCAAUCAACCAGCGGCCUAUGGCAAAAAUGAGGGUUGACCAACUGAAGUACGACAACAAACAUAUUCAGGCAUCUCUAAAUGCAGCUCAGAAUAAGAGGAUAAAGCGUGAACAGGAGCUAAGAGACAGAGAACAACUGUUAAGCCGGAGGUUUGGACACGAUCACACCGCUAUCAAUGUGGACUACUUGGCACAGGAACAGAUGUCUUUGCAGAACUCACAUAGAAAUGUUGAUGAAAUGCUACAUACAGGUUCAAAUAUAUUGGAGACUCUAAAGUACAACCGUGAAACAAUAAAAGGUGCUCAUAGAAGACUAAUAGACUUAGCCAAUACACUAGGCUUAUCGAAUGCGACUAUAUCUCUGAUUGAGAGGCGAGUGUCCCAAGACAAAUACGUCUUGUUUGGCGGCAUGUUCGUCACUCUGACUAUCAUCGUGCUCGUGAUAAUAUACCUGACGUAGUCCAAACUUUAAUGAGGAGUACAGUCCUCUAUCGUUGACAAUACAAAUUAAACAUUAAAGACAAAAAUAUAGUAUAUUGUAAUCAAUCUUAUGUUUUCUUAUGUACGGUGUUCUCAUGGUCACAAUAAGAAUUUCCGUAACGUGUACUUUCGCGGUGGAGUGGACAAAUGGACACUUGAACCGUAAUUGGGAUAGACCCUUCUCCCUCUAAUUGACACAGUAUCAUGCUGCCAUUGUAUCCCAAUGUCCGAGUAAAGUGUAGUGCUAAUGCAAUGUCUUUUAACAUAACCUGCCUAAUAAUGUUGUAAUAACUGAUGAUGUUUUCGUCCGACAAGGUCAUUUCGCUGAUUUUGCUCUCGCAAUCUGUGAGCCAAUAGGCUAGGCGAGUGCUGCUAGAGUAAGUUUCAAGUAAACUGUAACUAUGAACUAUCUCUCAAGCAAUAGUACUGAACAUUAUUAUCUGAGUAAAGAUUGCGACAUCUGUAUUUCAAUACACUUACAAAAUAACCGUAGAAAGUGACCGAACGCUUCAUCGAAACUCAUAAUGAAAUUGCCAUGCGUAAUUGAAAAUAAGUACUUUUGCAGUUAACUGAAUGAUAUCAAAUUAUAAUUAAAAACUUUCUUAAAAAACAGUAAGAACAGAUGCAUGCUUAGGUCAGGUCGGUACAACAAACGGUUACAUAAAAGUUUGCAAAACCUUGCGAUUGCUCGAACGGGCUCCAAAAUACAAGUUUUUGCGACGAUCAAAACACCACAAUUUAUAGCUUUAAUAUUAUUAACCCGAAUUUUGAUAUCGAUUACUUAAAAUAAUAUUGCAUCAGUAGUCCACUAGUCCAACAUUAAAAUAAAAUACCUAGUAUGCAUGGUAAAUGGUUCUUUGGGUUUUAAACUGGUUGUGUUAAGUUACAGUUAUUUUAAAAUUAUCUUUUUUGAAGAAAGGUUGCCCCCUAUUUCACAGUCAUCGCUGAUAAAACCUGUUCUUGGGAACCCCAAUAUUUAAAACAAAAACCUAGUUCUUAUCUAAUAGUUUCCGUGCGAUAAGAAUAAAGAAAAUACUUUUUUAACAUGGCAAUACAUAAUACGUUUUAUUUGACUGGUAAAAACUUGGUUUUUCUGCAACUUCAUUCACCCAUCACCUCAUCAUUCUCACCAUAAAUAUUGUUGUAUAUAAAUAUGUUUGUUAUUUAUUUAAUGACAUUCCUUUCUUUCAUUUCUAUUACUAUGCACGUGUUUGGGAGCGUACACUAAUAUAUUUAUUCGAGAUAAAAUAUCUAGCUUAUAGUGUAUACUACCUGUUUGUGUAUUAUUGUAAAAAUGUUAAUAAAUUAAGUUAUAUUCUAUUAAAUUUUCUAUUUUCUA